CUGGCAUUUGUCGCGAUAUGUCCAGCACUUCUAUUUAGGACUACGUAUUUAAACAGUUCAAACUAAACGGCCUAUAUAUUUUUAUAAACUUCACCUGGUUCAUAUGAGUAUGACACUCACACACGGGGCGGUUGAAGCCCUAGUGAAAGGCUUACCAGUAUACAAUCCCGUGCUGCAGCUGCUGAAUAUGCGUAAACUCAACAAUCCGUCAGGCACAUCCAGGUACCGUCUUAUGAUGAGCGACGGUGAACGCUCUUUUACUUCCUUCGUGCUGGACAUCCAAUUAAACCAUCUGGCAGAAGAGAACCUCCUGGUACCAAACUGUGUUUGUAAACUGACAAAGACCAUACUUGAGACAUUGAAAGAUGGCAGGCGAGUGUUGGUGGUGAUAGGUAUCGAGAUUCUGCAGAAGGCUGAGGAAACUGGUGGGAAGAUUGGAAAUCCCACUCCAUAUAAAGCAGAUGAUGAGACAUCACAGAGUAUGGACUCGGGCACUUCUGUCUCUGAAGUCUCUUCAUCAACGGCCGUACCUGGACCCUCUGAUACAAACAACAGCACCCCCUAUCCUCGAGGCUAUGGGAGUGGAUUUGGAGCGACAGCUUCGCCCAUGAAGACUUCGCCCAUGAAGAGUUCGCCCAUGAUGACUUCACCCAUGAAAGCUUCGCCCAUGAAGGCGUCACCCAUGAAGGCGUCGCCCAUGAAGACUUCGCCCAUGAAGACGUCACCCAUGAAGGCGUCACCCAUGAAGGCGUCACCCAUGAAGAUGUCACCCAUGAAGGUGUCACCCAUGAAGACGUCACCCAUGAAGACUGGUUCUGUGAUUUCUAUUGCUAAACUCAACCCUUACCAAACCAACUGGACUAUCAAAGCACGAGUCACCAACAAGUCCAAUAUCCGCUCCUGGAGCAACUCCAAAGGAGAGGGCAAGCUCUUCUCCUUUGAGAUAGUGGAUGACAGUGGAGAAAUCAGGCUCACAGCCUUCAACAAGGAAGUGGACAGGUUUUUCACUUUAUUGGAGCAAGGAAAGGUGUACUACAUCUCCAAAGCUACGGUGAAGAUCGCCAACAAACAGUUCAACAAACUGAAGCAUGACUAUGAGAUUACCCUCCAUGCUCAUUCCUCCAUUGUGUUGUGUGAUGACAGUCAAGGUGUCCCCACACUGCACUUUGACUUUGUGCCCAUUGCGGAGCUGGAAAACAAAGAGAAAGACACCAUCCUUGAUAUUAUCGGUGUGUGUAAGAGUGCAGAGGAUGUAUCCAAAAUCACCACUAAGACCAGCAGAGAAGUUUCCAAGAGGGCCAUCAGCCUGAUAGACACAACUGAAACAGUGGUGACAGUCACACUGUGGGGAGAGGAGGCAGAGAAGUUUAAUUGCACAAGGGAGCCUGUGGUUGCCAUUAAAGGAGCUCGCUUGUCAGAUUUUGGAGGCAUAUCUCUCUCUACUUUGUUCAGCUCAACAGUCAUGGUCAACCCAGACAUACCAGAGGCUUUCAGAUUGAGGGCCUGGUACGACCAGGAAGGCUAUGCUGUUGAGAGCCAGUCCCUGACAUACACAGGGUCAGCGAGCAGCGCAUCGAGGAUAAACUGGAAAACACUGAGUGAUGUAAAGAAUGAACAGAUGGGACAAGAGGAGAAGGCGGAGUAUUUCAGCUGUGUGGCAACAGUUGUGUACACUCGCAAGGAGAAUUGUCUGUACCAGGCUUGUCCGUCUGCAGACUGCAACAGGAAGGUUAUAGAACAACCUGACGGGAUGUACCGCUGCGACAAGUGUAACAGACAGUUUCCAAACUUUAAGUACAGACUCAUACUUUCUGCCAACUUGGCAGACUUCGGGGAUAACCAGUGGGUGACGUGCUUCCAGGAGACGGCUGAGGUCCUGUUGGGCCACAGUGCGGACACACUGGGACACUUAAGAGACACGGAUGAGACUGCAUUUGAGGAAGUCUUCCAGAAAGCCAACUUCACAACCCACAUCUUUAAAAACAGAGUCAAGCUUGAAACAUACAACGACGAGAGUCGAGUGAAGGUAACCGUGAUGGAAAUCCAACCGCUUGACCACAGGGAAUACAGCAGGACUCUCCUCCGCAACAUCCACAAAUUGGCCAGCUCAACUUAGUCCCAGUGAUCCAAUCAGCUGCCUGGUAAUCGACCACGUCUUCAGCUGACCCCUGUUUGGUCGUGUCCAACCACUUUUCCACCGGUGAGAUAAUGGUGUGUCUGACAGGGUGCGGCAGGAGGGCAUCCAGAGGUUCGUCUGAUUAACGGGCGGCCAAAACGAAAGACUGUCAUCUAGUUGUUCACUUCCUUUUAAAAGACAGUUGUGAAAUCCCGGAAAUACAAGGGGGAAUAAAUGUGACCCUUAAAUUCAGAGAAAGAGAAAGGAGUUUACAAGUUGUAGAAGCGUGUUUUAGAUGCACCAAUGUUUCCUUUGACUGAAAGUGUUUAUACAGGUCAGGGGUGGAAAAUGUAUAGAAUAGUUGGGAGAUAUUGCUUUUAAUUUUAGAAGGGAAGGUGUGUUAAAGGUGUGCUGCAUGUGUUUCUUUAAAAUAUCCUUGGUUUGUACUGCUGUUUGUAAAUUAACCUAUUUUUUAAGUUAAAAAAAACAAGUUAUGUUUGUCUUUUAAAGAAAUUCCCAAAUUUUAUUCCCAUUUAAACCCUAACAAAGCAUUAUCCCUAAUCUUAAUUUAUUGUCUCAUAAGGACCAGGUUUUAGUCUCUACCAAAUAGAUCCAACAACCACAAGAACACACACACACACUCACUCCCAUAUAGAGAGAUCCACUUUGGCCGUACAUGACUAAACUUGCAGUAUUCAGUCUGCUUUGGAACAUGCAGGCACACAGUCAGGCAGUGGUUUAGGAAGCGCUUGAUUUGCUUAGUGUGCCUCUGUCACAGCACACAUUUUCAAUAUCAGACAUCAGGUUCCUGAGAUUGUGAUUAAAAUACGAUUGUGCCAGCCCCCAAUGUGUGUUCAGGUUUAUUUUUAGCAACUGAAUCCAUUUAAACUACUUGCCGUUUUGAGCCGUAGACCAGGUGAAUGCGGCCGUCUGGCUUUACUUGUGCCAUGGAGCUGCUUCUGCUUCUGCCAUGCCUGCGUCAGUCGUGUGUGCAGCAGGGAAAAUCACUACUGUACUUAGGAGUUCUAUGGAGCUAAUGGAGCUCAAUCUGCCUUGUGUGAACUCAUUUGACAAUGGUUAGAAUGAAGUGGACAUUUGUUGGUAUUUAAAGGCUAUAUACAUUACAACUUUAAAUCUAAGAACCUCCCUGUAAUCCCUCACACUCACUACAGAAACUAAUUUAAUUAAUUCAGGUUACAUGAAUUAUGUUAUACCAAAAAAUAAUCACAUAGAACAACCAUGUUUUUAAUAGUAAAAUAAAAUUAGUGCAAAUGUGAAUUAUAAAUUAAUGCUGUGCCUUUUGCUAUAGUCAAGCUAAAGUUGGUCCAACCAAAUACUUGAGUGUGUGACUUAUUUGGUCAUUUGUGGUAUAUAUCAUACUGUAUAGUGCAGAGAAUCAGUGUGAAAUAACAACUGAAAUUCUAGGCCAUACUGUUCUCAUAUUUUUUUUUUCUUUCCUUUGCACCAUUAUAUAUUUUGACUGGCGCAAAUUGUUUUAGUUUAAAGUCACAGUAGAUAAUUUUUGGGGUCUCUUGUUCAAAACAAUAACAAAAGACCUAGUUUGAUUAUGCCAGGAUGCAGCGUGGGAUCAUGGGAGUUUCACAGGGCAUUAUUGCCCGUUAGCGACACGAUAAAAUGCAAAAGUAAAAAUGUAAUUAAAUAAACUUGAGCUUGAA
Solea solea (common sole) is the source of this 3792-nucleotide messenger RNA. Its product is annotated as replication protein A 70 kDa DNA-binding subunit-like. The transcript is spliced from 17 exons. Gene Ontology annotation, molecular function: damaged DNA binding; single-stranded telomeric DNA binding. Gene Ontology annotation, biological process: nucleotide-excision repair; double-strand break repair via homologous recombination; telomere maintenance via telomerase. Bases 104 to 2116 code for a protein of 670 amino acids. Gene Ontology annotation, cellular component: DNA replication factor A complex; nucleus. The record is from RefSeq and is a predicted model, not a curated record. Lineage: Eukaryota; Metazoa; Chordata; Actinopteri; Pleuronectiformes; Soleidae.